AUGACGCUUUUCGCAACAUGGGAGGACUUCGCCAGCGCGGCUGAGAAACUUUACAUAGACAACCCCCACAAGGUAAACAAAAAACUUCCUUCGAUUUUGUCAUAGUUCCGACUUUUAACGAAGUAUCAACAUAAGGACCAGAAAAUGGUAGUUAAAGCUACUGACAACGAACAUGUGAGUAAGCAUUCGUGGAAUUUUCAUGUAGGCUUAGACUCUCAGGUAUGUGACAGAACUGGCACAAGACGUAAAGAAAUACGAGAGAUUCAACACACUGCUUAUGCGCCAUAUGGCAUCAAAAGACGCAAAAUGA
This is a messenger RNA of Spirometra erinaceieuropaei, 310 nucleotides long. Lineage: Eukaryota; Metazoa; Platyhelminthes; Cestoda; Diphyllobothriidea; Diphyllobothriidae. The record is from the annotation of a GenBank genome assembly.